AUGACUCAGAAUACGCCGAUCUGCCCCAAAGAAUUUGGACAAACAAUGUAUCAUAAAGGACUAAGAGGACUUAGUAGGAGAGGAUUUAGUAGAUGAGGUGAUCUAGACUAGAAAUAGGCAAGAUUAAAAGGAAUAGCAUCAUCCACUAGAAUUUUAGAGCCCUGCUAGUAAUCGUCGAGCAUAUUUAAGUUCAUCCGAUCCCCCACAAUGAAGCUUUAACAAGAAGCGAAUUGGAAUUCUCUUCCCCUUACGACGUUUCCGAAAGAGACUUAUUGAAUAUAAAUUUAACGACAUCCACUCAAAUAAAAUAUUGUGAGUGAUAUCCUACAACUCAUUCCUCUAAAAAUAAUACAGCUAACAGAUUGAUUUACAGUCAUCAGAAUACAAAAUCUCAAGUAUCUCAUCAAGAUCUAUCCUUUUCCCGGGUCGUACAAAAUGACCUUCAUGGAAUGUAUCCUUCUAGCCAUGAAAAAACACUCUGACGGUCUUAUCUUUAUCACUGGCUUUCUGGUUGGAUUGUUUUUCUGUGUCGCUUGUUAUACGCAACUGUUUGCCGGUUCGGAAAUUAAGAUGCGAGCUAAGCUUCUCCAUGAUCUCCUACACAUUCCAGCAGAGCAGCGAUCCGCACGGGUCCUGGAUCUUUGUUUCUUUGCCGUGGCAAAUGCCCUUGAUCAAGAAAUGAACAUUAUAUCCCACGAGGAAUUACCUAAGCCCGGAGACUUCAACACAAUGGAGCUGCUGCAACAUUUGGAAGAUCGAAUCGAGGAAUCUGCUAAAGGAGUCAAUACGGGUAUUGAAAUCGGGAGCCGUGGCUUUGUACCACUGACACAAUAUGAGAGAAUAACGUUUGUGGAAGCUAUGAAGAAGAAAAAUAAGGAAUGGACAGUGGCGGCAUUUGAAAAUGGCGGGGAGAAUCAUUUCCUUGGGGUAAAUUGUUCCACAGGGUUUGAGAAGAAAAUUAAGUGUGUUAAAGACUGGAUUGAAGAAAAGAAGAAGGAGAAGUUUGGAGAUGUGUAA
Molecule: messenger RNA, 1017 nt
Organism: Sclerotinia trifoliorum
Lineage: Eukaryota; Fungi; Ascomycota; Leotiomycetes; Helotiales; Sclerotiniaceae
Source: the annotation of a GenBank genome assembly